Messenger RNA from Carlito syrichta (Philippine tarsier), 5068 nucleotides. RefSeq names its product insulin receptor (gene INSR). Gene Ontology annotation, biological process: cell surface receptor protein tyrosine kinase signaling pathway; positive regulation of MAPK cascade; protein autophosphorylation. The transcript has 23 exons. The coding region runs from base 23 to 4060 and encodes 1345 amino acids. Gene Ontology annotation, molecular function: phosphatidylinositol 3-kinase binding; insulin receptor activity; ATP binding. Gene Ontology annotation, cellular component: membrane; insulin receptor complex; axon. NCBI's taxonomy places the organism in Eukaryota, Metazoa, Chordata, Mammalia, Primates, Tarsiidae. The record is from RefSeq and is a predicted model, not a curated record.
CCCAGGGGAGGUGUGUCCCGGUAUGGAUAUCCGGAACAACCUCACCAGGUUGCAUGAGCUGGAGAACUGCUCGGUCAUCGAGGGCCACUUGCAGAUACUCCUGAUGUUCAAAACGAAGCCGGAAGACUUCCGAGACCUCAGUUUCCCCAAGCUCAUCAUGAUCACCGAUUACCUGCUGCUCUUCCGGGUCUACGGACUGGAGAGCCUGAAGGACUUGUUCCCCAACCUCACGGUCAUCCGGGGCUCGCGGCUCUUCUUCAACUAUGCGCUGGUCAUCUUCGAGAUGGUUCACCUGAAGGAGCUCGGCCUCUACAGCCUGAUGAAUAUCACCCGGGGUUCCGUCCGCAUCGAGAAAAACAAUGAGCUCUGCUACUUGGCCACCAUCGACUGGUCCCGGAUCCUGGACUCUGUGGAGGAUAACUACAUCGUGCUGAACAAGGAUGACAAUGAGGAGUGCGGGGACAUCUGUCCGGGCACCGCGAAGGGCAAGACCAACUGCCCCGCCACCGUCAUCAACGGGCAGUUUGUUGAGCGCUGUUGGACGCACAGUCAUUGCCAGAAAGUCUGCCCGACCAUCUGUAAGUCACAUGGCUGUACCGCCGAGGGCCUUUGCUGCCACAGCGAGUGCUUGGGGAACUGCUCCGAGCCUGAUGACCCCACCAAGUGCGUGGCCUGCCGCAACUUCUACCUGGACGGCAGGUGUGUGGAGACCUGCCCACCCCCAUACUACCACUUCCAGGACUGGCGCUGCGUGAACUUCAGCUUCUGCCAGGAUCUGCACAACAAAUGCAAGAACUCACGGCGGCAGAACUGUCCCCUUUAUGUCAUUCACAACAACAAGUGUAUCCCUGAGUGCCCUUCUGGGUACACGAUGAACUCCAGCAACCUGAUGUGCACCCCCUGCCUGGGCCCCUGUCCCAAGGUCUGCCCCAUCCCGGAAGGUGAGAAGACCAUCGACUCAGUGACGUCGGCCCAGGAGCUCCGAGGAUGCACCGUCAUCAACGGCAGCCUGAUCAUCAACGUCCGAGGAGGCAACAACCUGGCAGCUGAGCUAGAAGCCAACCUCGGCCUCAUUGAAGAAAUUUCGGGGUAUCUAAAAAUUCGCCGAUCCUACGCACUGGUGUCACUUUCUUUCUUCCGGAAGUUACGUCUGAUUCGAGGAGAGACCUUAGAAAUCGGGAACUACUCCUUCUAUGCCCUGGACAACCAAAACCUGAGGCAGCUCUGGGACUGGAGCAAGCACAACCUCACCAUCACGCAGGGCAAGCUCUUCUUCCACUACAACCCUAAGCUCUGUUUGUCGGAAAUCCACAAGAUGGAAGAAGUUUCCGGAACCAAGGGGCGACAGGAGAGAAACGACAUCGCCCUGAAGACCAAUGGGGACCAGGCAUCCUGUGAAAAUGAAUUACUUAAAUUUUCUUCCAUCCGGACAACGUCUGACAAGAUCUUGCUGAAAUGGGAGCCGUACUGGCCCCCAGACUUCCGAGACCUCUUGGGGUUCAUGCUGUUCUACAAAGAGGCCCCUUAUCAGAACGUUACGGAAUUCGACGGGCAAGACGCAUGUGGCUCCAACAGCUGGACUGUGGUGGACAUUGAUCCACCCCAGAGGUCCAACGACCCCAAGUCACAGAACCACCCUGGGUGGCUGAUGAGGGGUCUCAAACCCUGGACCCAGUAUGCCAUCUUUGUCAAGACCUUGGUCACCUUUUCUGAUGAACGCCGGACCUACGGGGCCAAGAGUGACAUCAUUUAUGUCCAGACAGAUGCCACCAAUCCCUCCGUCCCCCUGGACCCAAUCUCGGUGUCUAAUUCCUCCUCUCAGAUUAUUUUGAAAUGGAAGCCCCCCUCCGACCCCAAUGGCAACAUCACCCACUACUUAGUCUUCUGGGAGAGGCAGGAGGAAGACAGUGAGCUGUACGAGUUGGAUUAUUGCCUCAAAGGGCUGAAGCUGCCCUCCCGCACCUGGUCUCCACCAUUUGAGUCUGAGGAUUCCCAGAAACACAAUCAGAGUGAAUAUGAGGAGUCCGCUGGUGAAUGUUGCUCCUGCCCAAAGACCGACUCCCAGAUUCUGAAGGAGCUGGAGGAGUCCUCAUUCAGGAAGACGUUUGAGGAUUAUCUGCACAAUGUGGUGUUUGUCCCCAGAGAAACCUCUCCAGGCACAGGUGCCGAGGACACUAGGCCAUCUCGGAAACGCAGGUCCCUUGGCGCCAUUGGGAACGUAACUGCAGCUGCCCCCACGGUCGCAGCCUUCCUCAACACCACCUCAACCAGCGUGCCCACCAGCCCCGAGGAGCACCGGCCUUUCGAAAAAGUGGUGAACAAAGAGUCGCUGGUCAUCUCCGGCCUGCGCCACUUCACAGGCUAUCGCAUCGAGCUGCAGGCCUGCAACCAGGACACUCCUGAGGAGCGGUGUAGUGUGGCAGCCUAUGUCAGCGCCAGGACCAUGCCCGAAGCCAAGGCAGAUGAUAUUGUCGGCCCCGUGACCCACGAGGUCUUCGAGAACAACAUUGUUCACUUGAUGUGGCAGGAGCCGAAGGAACCCAACGGCCUGAUCGUGCUGUACGAAGUGAGUUACCGGCGAUAUGGCGAUGAGGAACUGCACCUCUGCGUCUCUCGCAAGCAUUACGCUCUGGAGCGGGGCUGCCGGCUGCGUGGGCUGUCGCCGGGGAACUACAGCGUGCGGGUCCGGGCCACCUCCCUGGCGGGCAAUGGCUCCUGGACAGAAGCCACUUAUUUCUAUGUGACAGACUAUUUAGACGUCCCAUCAAAUAUUGCAAAAAUUAUCAUCGGCCCCCUCAUCUUUGUCUUCCUCUUCAGUGUUGUGAUUGGAAGUAUUUAUCUAUUCUUGAGAAAACGGCAGCCGGAUGGGCCUCUGGGACCGCUGUAUGCAUCUUCAAACCCUGAGUACCUCAGUGCCAGUGAUGUGUUUCCGUGCUCUGUGUACGUGCCGGACGAGUGGGAGGUGCCCCGAGAGAAGAUCACCCUCCUCCGAGAGCUGGGCCAGGGCUCCUUUGGCAUGGUGUACGAGGGCAACGCCAAGGACAUCGUCAAGGGUGAGCCGGAGACCCGGGUGGCGGUGAAGACAGUCAACGAGUCGGCCAGUCUCCGAGAGCGGAUCGAGUUCCUCAAUGAGGCAUCGGUCAUGAAGGGCUUCACCUGCCAUCAUGUGGUGCGCCUCCUGGGGGUGGUGUCCAAGGGCCAGCCGACACUGGUGGUGAUGGAGCUGAUGGCCCACGGGGACCUGAAAAGCUACCUCCGUUCCCUGCGGCCAGAGGCUGAGAACAAUCCCGGCCGCCCUCCCCCAACCCUGCAAGAGAUGAUCCAGAUGGCAGCAGAGAUUGCAGAUGGGAUGGCAUACCUGAAUGCCAAGAAGUUUGUGCAUCGAGACCUGGCGGCCAGGAACUGCAUGGUGGCCCAUGAUUUUACUGUCAAGAUUGGAGACUUUGGAAUGACCAGAGACAUCUAUGAAACGGAUUACUACCGGAAAGGGGGCAAGGGACUGCUCCCCGUAAGGUGGAUGGCACCAGAAUCCCUGAAGGAUGGGGUCUUUACCACUUCUUCCGAUAUGUGGUCCUUUGGCGUGGUCCUUUGGGAAAUCACCAGCCUGGCCGAACAGCCUUACCAGGGCCUGUCUAAUGAGCAGGUGUUGAAAUUUGUCAUGGAUGGAGGGUAUCUGGAUCAACCUGACAACUGUCCAGAGAGAGUCACCGACCUGAUGCGCAUGUGCUGGCAGUUCAACCCCAAGAUGCGGCCGACCUUCCUAGACAUCGUCAACCUGCUCAAGGACGACCUGCACCCCAGCUUCCCGGAAGUUUCCUUCUUCCAUAGCGAUGAGAACAAGGCUCCCGAGGCCGAGGAGCUGGAGAUGGAGUUCGAGGACAUGGAGAGUGUCCCUCUGGACCGGUCCUCACACUGUCAGAGGGAGGAGGCGGGGGGCCGGGAGGGGGGGUCCUCGCUGGGCCUCAAGCGGAACUACGAGGAGCACAUCCCUUACACCCACAUGAACGGGGGCAAGAAGAACGGGCGGAUCCUGACCCUGCCUCGGUCCAACCCCUCCUAACAGUGCCUGCUGGGGGAAGGGGUUCCAUCUUCACUCUCCCCUGGUUUGGAAGCCUUCAGAAAACUCAGGAUUCUCACGACUCGACCGCGGUGUCCAGCAGAGCUCAGAGAUUGCUCCUGUACAUUUCUGCCAUCAUCUGACUCAGCACACACGUGUCUGGUUGCCAAGUUGACUAGCCAUCAGAGGACUUAACUGUGAACCUAGUGGGGAAGGGGGUUUCCACAGCUGCUGCCUUUUGGGCAACUACAUUUUCAAACCAGGAUUUUUUUUUCUCUCCUAGUAGUUUGAAAGAGAGCACCUGUUUUUACAAAUUUUUUUUUUCUUUUUUGCUGGUGUCUGAGCUACAGUGUAAAAGAUAGAACUUCUUGUUUGUGGAACAAAAAUUUGAAAGAAAAAAAAAACUAACCUUGUGGGCAGAGAAUUCCAAGCUUUACAGGGUGGGCUUCAGAAAAGUUUGUUUUUUUCCUCAUCCAGGCUGAAGGAUUUUUUUUCUUCUUUCCAAAAUCAGUUCCUCAAAUUGACCAAUAGCUGCUGCUUUCAUACUUUGGAUAAGGGUCUGAGUCCCAGCGUGUGCUCACGUGUGUACGCGUGUGUGUCCUGUAGACACGGCUGGUGUGUGUGCGCGUGUGCAAAGCAUCCCUCCUGGGCUGAUGCUCUGGGAACUGGUUCUUGAAGGUUCUGCUGUUCUCAAGUGUGCGAGCUCGUGUUCUUUCCUUCCUUCUUAUUGACUGGGAGACUGUGUCCUCGACAAGUUCUUGUGUCAGAAGUCCAGCCUCAGGUUUCUUCCCUCCCUUCAUGUUGGUGAAAAAAAAAAUGCCUUCCGGGAGCCAAGGGAGGAGCAUUUUUAGUUUGGAGUGAUUGUGGAUCUUUUCAAGACCAAACAAAGCCAGGACACUUAAAAAAAAAAAAAAAAAAAAAAAAGAAAGAAAAAAGAAAAGAAAAAAAAAAAGAAACUCAGAUUACAUAGAGUUUUGAGAAUAUAUUUGUAACAUAUUUAAUUUUAAAAAA